AUGCCCACCCAACACCCCCACCUUCCCUUAACAGCCACCCUCUCCACCCUACCCCCGGAAAACACCACAACUCCCCGUUCCCAUAUUCUCACCCUUCUGACCCCCUCCACGCCCAAACUCGUCAUCCUCGACGACGACCCCACGGGAACACAGACAUGCCACGACAUCGCCGUUCUCACAACAUUCGAGACCCCCUCUCUGCAAUCCGAGCUGCUCCGCUCGGCUCCAGGCUUCUUCAUCCUGACCAACACCCGCGCCAUGACGCCCGCCGCGGCGGCAACCCUGCUGCGUAAUAUCCUCUCGAACCUAAGGGCUGCCGCCGAAGCCGCUGAUGUGAAGUUUACGAUUGUGCUCCGCGGGGACUCGACGCUGCGGGGCCACUUCCCGCUGGAGUGUGAUGUUGUCGACGAGGUGUUUGGUGCCAGCGACGCAUGGAUUGUUGCACCUUUUUUCCUGCAGGGAGGGCGGUAUACAUUAGAGGGUGUGCACUAUGUUGCGGAGGGGUGUGUGAUGGUGCCGGUUGGUGAGACUGCGUUCGCGCGUGAUGCGACAUUCGGGUUUGCGGUGAGUGCAGUAAGUGAGUGGGUUCGUGAGAAGGCGCCGGGGCGGUUCGAGGCGGAGGGCAUGGUAGUGGGGCUGGGGGUGCGGGAGAUACGGGAGGGCGGCGUGAGCAGGGUGGUGGAGGUGCUGAGGGGCGUGCCGAGGGGCGGGGUGGUGGUCGUGGAUGCCUGUGCGGAGAGCGAUAUGGAUGUUGUUGCGGCGGCGGUGCUGCAAGCCGAAUCCCAAGGCUCAAAACUCCUCUUCCGCACCGCCGCUGCAUUCGUCUCUUCUCGCCUCGGCAUAAUCCCACAACCUCCGCUCAGCGCUCACGCCGCCGGCCUGCAAACUACCCCUGGUUCCCCCGGUGCACUCAUUGUCGCCGGCUCCUACGUGCCCAAGACCACUGUGCAGCUCAGCAGUCUCAUCACCUCGCGCGGUCCGCAUCUUAAAGUGCUCGAGCUCUCUGUUAACAUGCUUCUCUCGUCCCCCGCGGGGGAACUUCUUUCCCGCACAGCUGAGGCGGCAAGUGUAGCUAUUGCGGCAGGGCAGGACGUACUCAUAAUGACGAGCCGUGAGCUCAUCAAGGGCGGGGAUGCGGAGAGCUCGUUGGAGAUUGGGGGCGUUGUGGCGGCGGCGUUGGUGGAUGUUGUGAGGAGGGUUACUACAAGGCCGAGGUAUAUUGUUGCCAAGGGAGGUAUCACGUCCUCAGACAUCGCGACAAAGGCGCUGGGGAUGCGGCGGGCGAUGGUGCUGGGGCAAGCAGCGCCCGGAGUGCCGCUGUGGAGAUGCGACGAGGAGACAUGCCUGUACAGCAGGGUGCCCUACGUGGUGUUCCCGGGGAAUGUGGGCGGUGAUGAUGCGUUGGCGAGGCUGGUGGAGGGAUGGGCGGUGCAGGCGGAGGUGUAG
Morchella sextelata is the source of this 1446-nucleotide messenger RNA. RefSeq lists its product as uncharacterized. The coding region runs from base 1 to 1446 and encodes 481 amino acids. The transcript is spliced from 3 exons. The record is from RefSeq and is a predicted model, not a curated record. NCBI's taxonomy places the organism in Eukaryota, Fungi, Ascomycota, Pezizomycetes, Pezizales, Morchellaceae.